This is a messenger RNA of Schistocerca serialis cubense, 3861 nucleotides long. RefSeq names its product solute carrier organic anion transporter family member 5A1 (gene Oatp30B). The transcript has 16 exons. The record is from RefSeq and is a predicted model, not a curated record. Gene Ontology annotation, biological process: sodium-independent organic anion transport; transmembrane transport. Bases 148 to 2811 code for a protein of 887 amino acids. Gene Ontology annotation, cellular component: membrane. Gene Ontology annotation, molecular function: protein binding. NCBI's taxonomy places the organism in Eukaryota, Metazoa, Arthropoda, Insecta, Orthoptera, Acrididae.
AGAAGUUCCUGCUGAAGAAGUCUGCGGAUUCAGCCAGCGAUGGCUCUGGGCUGCUCGUAGGGGCGACUGACAGCUAGCUGAUAGCGCCUCGUUCCUAAUAAGGUGAUGUGCGAGUCCUUAAGCUGAAGCCCGGGGGCGGCAGAGGAGAUGGCGACGUGCCAGGCGGGAGGAGGAGGCGGCGGGGCCGGCCACCACGGCCACCGCCGGCAGGAGUCCAUGUACGCCAUGACGGGCCUCUACUCGGAGACCGCGUCCGCAGACGAGGACCUCAACGACUCGAACGCGACCGUCACGACGACGGUGAGCGCCGGCACGUCCGGCGGCUGCUGCCACGACUCCGUGGUCAAGUGCCACAGCAGGAACCCCUCGUCCGGGCUCGUCGACAGGAGUGAAAAGGAACGUGCACAUUCCGCGUAUCCAGAACUUACUGCUGCCAUCCUUCUUCGUGAUUCGAAGGAUUGUGGUAUCCUUAACUGUAGGCCUCCAUUCUUGCAGAGGUUUGCGAGUAUAAAGGUGUUUGUCCUAUUGUUAUCAUUCCUAGUAACACUGCAACAAGCACUUAGCUCAGGGUAUAUUAACUCUGUAAUUACAACAAUUGAGAAGAGGUUCGAAAUACCGUCCAGUCUCUCAGGCCUAAUAGCUUCAUCAUAUGAGAUUGGAAAUGUCAUCACAGUUAUAUUUGUUAGCUAUCUGGGCAGUCGUCGGCACAUUCCUGUGUGGAUAGCAAUUGGUUCUGUUAUCAUGGGCAUUGGUUCCAUGGUUUUUAUGGUCCCACACUUUAUAGCAGAACCAAAUCUGGGCACGAUGCUUGCCAACUCAAGCUCAGACAAUAUUUGUAGGGGAGUGUCUUUGAGGGAACAGGACAUGGGACUUGGAAGAUUAUCUUCAGGCCUAUCGUCACCACCGUUGGCCCCACACAACAACCUCCGUGGUGACAACUGCAUACAGGGGUCACCAUCAACAGCUGGCCCCGUCAUGCUGUUCCUAGUGGCACAACUUUUACUUGGUUGUGGAGGUUCACCACUUUUCACCCUUGGAACAACGUACAUAGAUGACCAUGUUCGACCAGAAAGUGCCUCUCUCUAUAUUGGCUGCAUGUACAGCAUGGCAGCAUUUGGACCAGUCCUAGGAUUUCUCCUUGGAGCUUAUCUUUUAUCAUUCCAUAUGGAUUCCUUUUCUGGAACCAUAGUUAAUAUAGAUCCUGGAGACCGCCGUUGGGUGGGAAUGUGGUGGGGAGGUUUCCUCUUGUGUGGCCUCCUACUGAUUCUUGUUGCCAUUCCAUUUUAUGCCUUCCCAAAAACUCUGCAGAGAGAAAAAGAGAAAAUUCGUAUGUUGGAAAAAGCUCGUCCACCAGAUGCCCCUAGGCCACAUAAGUCUACAGACCCAAACACGUCUUGUGGGCAAACAAAUGAUUCAGGCUAUGGGAAAGAUAUAAAAGACAUUCCACGCUCAAUGUGGCGACUUGUGUGCAAUCCUGUUUACGUGGUUACUUGUUUGGGUGCCUGUAUGGAACUUAUUAUUGUAUCGGGUUUUGUUGUGUUCCUACCAAAAUACCUGGAGACGCAGUUCAGUCUUGGAAAAAGUCAAGCCAGUGUAUUUACAGGUUCAAUAGCAAUACCUGGAGCCUGUAUCGGCAUCUUCAUGGGUGGCUGCCUCCUUAAACGUUUGGAACUGCGACCUAGGGGUGCUGUGCAGUUUGUUCUGAUCUCUAACACAAUAUGUCUAGCCUGUUAUGGGUUGUUGUUCUUCCUUGGCUGCGACAAUGUGAAGAUGGCAGGAACAACAAUACCAUACUUCAACAGCUCCAAACAUGAGCCAUUCCAAGUCAAUUUAACAGCUGCGUGUAAUUUUGGCUGUGAGUGUCGCAUGAAUGAUGUCGAACCUGUAUGUGGCAAUAAUGGGCUGACAUAUUUCAGUCCUUGCCAUGCUGGAUGUACUGCAUUCUCAUCCAGAUCAAACUACACUAAUUGUGCCUGCAUCCAUGGAAACUUCAGCCUGCUGACUGGAUCGGGUCCACAAGCGGCUGAGUUUGCAGAAGUUACAGUUGUUCCUGUAGCAACUGCUGGACCCUGUAAUUCCCCCUGUAGAACAAUUUUUCCAUUUCUUAUACUACUUUUCUUCAUGACCUUCAUAGUUGCUGUUACCCAGAUGCCACUGUUAAUGAUAGUACUAAGAUCUGUGGGUGAGGAGGAACGGUCCUUUGCGUUGGGUAUGCAAUUUGUCAUAUUUCGACUCUUUGGCUACAUACCAGCUCCUAUCUUGUUUGGUAAUUUAAUUGAUUCCACAUGCCUUCUUUGGAAAAGUGAAUGUGGAGAGAAAGGUGGACGUUGCCUCUUGUACGAUAUUGAACAGUUUCGCUUUAGGUAUGUGGGUAUAUGUGCCGGAAUUAAAAUACUGGCAUUAGCCCUCUUUAUUGUUGAUUGGUGGUUGGUGCGGAGGAGGCGACAAUUGGAAGAGCAAGCUGUAAUGACAGUUAAUGAUCUUGUUGGUUCAAUCAUUAGCCUUGACAAAUUGUUUGAGGAACGUCCCGCCACAAGCCAAACAGAUGUGAAGACCCUCACAGUGACUACAUCGUACCCAGCAUCUGAACAACCAACGCCUUCGUCGGACUCAUCAGUUGAACCUGUUGAGCAGCGACUGGUGCCAGUGAUUCCACCGCCCUCUGAACUGCAAAAGCUUGAGGGUCCGCCUGAAUCAGUCCAGUCACCUUCCUGUGAUCCAGUUUGUGAUGAUGUGUCGUGUGUACCAUCUGUGACUAAAAGUGAGAAAUGGGAUCACAGUAAAGAUAGUCCUGCCGGUGUAGGAGUUUAAUGAAAAUUGCUGCCUUAGAAACAUGGUUAACUCAUCCGUGAUGAGUGUGAUAUUUAUUUACAUAGAUGGACUUUCCACAUGCAGCUGAGUUAUUUCAGAUUACUGCUGCAGCAGCAUAAAAGACUUAUUUUAUUACACAGAGGCAUGUGUAGAAGGUAGAUGCAUCAAGCUUUAUUUUCUGUAGCUAAGCCUGUCGUAUUGGCUGUAUGUUCCUUGCACAUACUGGAGUUUCCUGUGAUGCUGGUGUGUCAGAAAUGACGAAUGGUGUGUGAAAGAGAUUUUAAUUUUGUAACUUAUUUAAUUCCUGCCUUAUGAACAUAAAAACUGUUACAGUGAAAUGUGAAUGCAUAAAUGAGCAUUGUGGGGAUCCAAGACUCGCAGCAUAUGAAAUAACUGCUGAUUCCAAGACACUGGUAUUGUUAUCUUGCACAUCCAAGUUGCUUCCAGUUUAAGCUCUGUGCUGAAAAUAGCAUGGCUAAAGUAGUUACAAUGAUGACAGCUUAAAGCUGUGAUACGUUGAUAUGUAUUAAACAAAUUAUUUAUUAUUAAUAAUUAUUUUUCAGUUAAAUGACAAUGUAAAAUUGAUGAAAAGGUACAUUGAUUUGUUGUAAGUGAUAUAACUAAGGGUGUGUUUCAUCAAUAAAUGUCUGUGAUUGAAUGGAAUUUCUAUAAUUUGUUGAUCUCAAAACAUGUAAGUCAAUUCCAAAUCUUGAGAAAAUAAUGCUGUGAAGUGCUGUGAGGUCACUGAAAAGUAAGACAGAAAUGUGAAUAAUGUGAAUGUCAAUAGUUUUCUAAAAAAUAAAAUAGAAAAUCUUGUUACUAUUUAUAAUUUUAUAAAAACGAUAUAAAGGCAUAUAUUUAUAUGCCAUAUUGUAUGUAUGUAAUUGUAAAAUACCUUAUUAUAUAAUUCAUAAUUGUGACACGUGAAACAAUGUGAGUCAACAGUUUUCAUAUUUUCUUUCUAUGUUUCUUACUCUUUUAAUUGCAGAUUGUUUUUAGCAAUUUAUAUGAGGCUGUAUUUUAGACUCAAUAUUUUUAAUAUCCAAAAUU